Leptomonas pyrrhocoris is the source of this 2406-nucleotide messenger RNA. RefSeq lists its product as hypothetical. Gene Ontology annotation, biological process: mRNA splicing, via spliceosome. The transcript has a single exon. The record is from RefSeq and is a predicted model, not a curated record. Gene Ontology annotation, cellular component: spliceosomal complex; Prp19 complex. Bases 136 to 2406 code for a protein of 756 amino acids. Lineage: Eukaryota; Euglenozoa; Kinetoplastea; Trypanosomatida; Trypanosomatidae.
GGGCAUUGCUGACCCUCUUUUGUUGAUUAUAUAUAUAUGUGUGUGUGUCUUAUGCGCCUUCUUCUACACUCAUUGAACUUCAGCGCAACCGCAAGUAGAAGCAGUAGGGCAGAAGUAGAAGAAGAUAGAUAAAUAAUGUCGAAGCUACAUUUCAAAGGCGGUCCGUGGACCAACGCCGAGGACCAGGUGCUGAAGGCUGCGCUGGCGCAGUACGGCCUGCGUGACUGGGAGCGUGUCGCGUCGAUGCUGACCAAGAAGACCUCCACCCAAUGCCGCGAGCGCUGGGAGAACUACCUCGAUCCCCGUCUGAACAUCCGCGAGGCGUGGAGCCUCGAGGAGGAAGAAAAGCUGGUCGAGCUGCAGUCCCUCUUCCCCAGUAAGUUUCGCCUCAUUUCCGAGCAGCUGACGCGGCGCACGUCCACCCACUAUAUUCGCCCUGCCUGGCUGUGUGAACAGCGCUAUCUUGAGCUCAAAGAUGAGCAGGAGCACUACGUAAAGCAGCAGCAGCAAAAAGGCACGGGAGAAAGCGACGAGGCGGCGCGGCAGAGUCUUGAGGCUUUUAUGGCAGAGCGCCGCCGUCGCCGCAACGCCCGCAAGACGCACGAGGAGCGCGCCGCACGCGCUGACACGGUGAGCGGGGAGCGCUUUCAGCAGGAGAUGGUGGACAUGGCCACGAGCCGGCUGGCAAAUCAGGAUCAGAAGAAAGGGCUGCGGAAGGAGCGGCAGCGGCAGUUGGAGGAGGCGGCGUUUUUGGCCAAGCUGGAGAGCAAUCGCGAGGGGAUCGAAUCCGGCACGCUGUCGCUGCGGCAGUCAAAGAAGAUGCGAAAGGCCUUGGAGGAGGAUCGGCAGUCGACGGGGCUUGUGGACACGGUGGCCGAGGACGGUGAAGGAGAAGGAGGAAACGGUGGGGACGCGGAUGACGAAAGCGACGGCGUUGGACGUGCCGCGUCUGGCGACGACAGCGACAAGAGCGACUUCGAGGCGAUGGACAUGUAUCAGGAUCAGCAGCAGGCCGGCCUGGUCAAGAAGCAGCGUGUGCUGAUGAAAGACUUGGCCGGGCAACAGCGCGUGAUCCAGCAGCGGCAGAUCCUCGGCGGAGGUGAAGACGCUCAGGAAGGAGGAGAAGGCAGCAGUGAGAGUCGUGCUCGGGCAGCACUGACUGGGGUCAAUCACGACCUGCUUGCGCAGCUCACGGCAGGACCGUCGCGGAAGGCUGUCAACACCGCCACGACAAGCGCCGCAGCGCUCCUCCCCGAUCUCCCCUCAUCGUCGCACAUUCGCAAGGCAGAGGCCGACGGAGAACUCAAGAACAGCCUCGCAGACCUCUUCGCCUCACUUCCGCAGGCGACGGCCACCGCUUCCGGCAUCGGAAGCACAGGCUCUGGCAUGUUACCACCACCGCCUCCUCUCAAACGCCAGCGCGAUCCCUUGUCAUCUGGAACUGGAGAUGCAGCGGAUGACGAUGCAUCCAGUGGUGAUGCUCCGCGUGUGUUGUCCCGUAACGCCCCGAGUAGCAGCGUCUCUGAGAGCAUCCUUGACUCAUUAAACCUUCCCGCUCCUCGUAAGUACGUCAAGACCGAAGAGGACAGGCGGGCGGCUCCGCCCACGUCCUCUCCUGCGCCUGCUGUGGACGCGCCGUCGCCCGUUUGCGACGACGUCGACAGCAGCAGCCAUCCCCUCCGCACGUUUCGCACCGCAGAGGAAGAAAGCGCCUACGUGACGGUCGCUCGCCAGUGGGUUGCCGUGGAGUGCGAAAGAGCUGCGACAACCACCAAGUACACCAGAAGAGUUGGUGAUGCGGGUGGUGCUGCGUUGGCCCGCUCGACGUCUGCGGCGGAAAGAGACGCCGCCGAGAAGCUGGUAGCGCGCGAAAUCGCAGGCGGCGGGCCGAUCGCAGCGGAAGACGAGGGGGGAGCUGUACAGGCUGUGAAGGCCUACGUGAACGAUCACCCGCGCUACACCGCUCGCGUGAAUGUGCAGAACGCGCUGCACCAGCUCAGCACCCGUGUCGCCGCGCAGGUGCAGGAGGCGAACGCGGUGCUGCAGCCGUUGCGGCAAGAGUGGGAGCAGGUUCUCUCCGCUGCCAUGUUGGACCCGCGUCAGCUCCACGUGCUGCAGGGCUAUGUGCGCGACGACGGGCGUCUCAAGCAGCCAGCAGCUUUUGUUGAAGACAACGAGACGGGCGAUGCGCACCCCACCUUGUCGGUCGCCGCCUACGUGUACGAGCACUUGGUGAACGAACUCACACGUGCACGUCAGGCCACGCGUUUUCUUUCGUCCCUGCGGGACCGUGAGCAGCUGAAGAUGCGUCGUGACCUCGACGCCGCCGAAGAUGAGCUGCGGCAGCUGCAGGCACGAGAAAAGAUACUGCAGGACAUGUAUCGCCAGAAACGUGCACAACAGUAA